UGAAAACGAGGAAGUCAUGGGUUGUUUGGAGUGACGGCCCAAAACAAAACUGUUUUUCAGCCAUGUCGCUGCACAGAUAUGAGCCGGGUUUUCUACUUAUAAUUCUAAAUAUUUAUUCUGUCGGACUUAUUAAUGCCGUGAACGUCACCGCUUCGGAUUCAGCUGCAAACCCGCCACAAGCUCCCAGUCAUCAAAGCCAGGGCUCCUCCGCUGUGGUCAGCUCGCCUGUUUACAAGCCUGCUGUGGACUCCUCGUCCUCCAUCAAUCUGCUGUCCUCCUUCCCCGAGGACCUGGAGAUCAGCGAGUACUGCACAGAGCUGCUGCGGCUGUUCGGUCAGCGGUACGUAGCUUAUGUGAACUGCCUGGUUCCUGCUGCUCGACCCGUCAGAGUGUGCCAGAGCUGCUCCCCGGGGUACAAGAGCCUCUCCGAAGUCUUCACGAACAUCUCAUCAGACCAGCUGGGUCCUGGUAAUGCGAGCUGCAGGGACAGCAUUCUGCGCAGUGAUCGACUGAUGCUCGUCUUCCUUCUCUACGGCAACCUGGACACCAUUUGGGAAAAAUCCAAUUGUAAACAAUGUGUCACUACGGAUUUAAAAGGCCCGAACAAUGACACGCUUUACUACCUGACUCUUCUCAAUCAAACCAUCACCUGUUUUGAGAAGUAUAAAGAGGGUAACCAUACAGAACUGUGCAAAAACUGUAAAAAUACUUAUAAGGGACUGAAUGACUUGUACAGUGGAAUGGAGAAGAAUAGCACCCUGUGUAUUGACUUGGAGGAUUCGAUGAAUAUGACCCGCAAACUCUGGAGCAAGAACUUCGCUUGCUCCGUUCCUCGCGAGGAGACGAUUCCUGUCAUUGCUGUGUCCAGUUUUAUACUUUUUCUGCCCAUCAUCUUAUACUUGAGCAGCUUCCUUCACUCGGAACAAAAGAAACGCAAGCUCAUACACCCCAAGCGAGCAAAGUCACACACCAGCCUGAUGAACAUUCAGGACAAACAAAGCUGAAAAAAACUUUUUUUGGACUUGGAGAACUUGUGUGCUUAUCCUUCACAAUUUCUGAGGUGUUUUUUGGCUUCCAUAAACAUAAUACGAAAGAGCAAAUUUAUUUAUAUUUCUUCUUACUAAUAAGAGUAUUCACAAGACUGGGAUGGAUCAAGAUAUAAUUAGGAAGAAUAGAAAUGCACUCAGCUGUAAAAAAAAAAAAAAAAAAAAGGUUUGUGUUCAUUAAAUGUUUUCUUUCGCAUCUUGUUAGGAGCUUUUCUUGAAAUUCAUCAUCCAGGAGGUAAUUUUGUAAGAUUAAUUACAAAAAACAUAUUAAUUAUUACAUUUGGAAUAUGUAAUGCAUAACUUUACUGUUUAAUUACAUGACUUGAUUAAUAAAAAUCUUAAGUUAAUCACGUGAAUCAUGAAUAAUUAAAAUGUACAUUUUUUUUGAAAUGUGCAACAAGUGUGCCUAGUUAUAAAUUACACAAUUGAUACCUUUAAUCCAGGUUUUGUGUUUAAAUCACUUCUAACAUUGCAAACUAAUCAGAUGGUUAAUGACAUAUCUGCACAAUAUCCUUUUAAUCCUCGUUUAGCCAUUUCUUUUUAACUUGUUAACAAUCUUUAGAUUGUUAAGUGCAUCCUACUGUCACUAUAGAAAGUGAGUGGCCUGAAUAUUGUGUGUGUGUGUGUGUAGCUGUAUGUGCUCUAUUUAUGGAUGGAGAAAUGGGUUUUCUGUCUCUAAUGUAUGUCCAGAAGAGAACUGCAAAAAGGAAGCACUUGAUGUCCAUUAGUGGUGACAUGUAACUGCUGUAAGGAGGAGGGGUGAGGGCUGGGGGUGCACAAUGGUUGGCUGGGGAGUAAAUAAAGACAUUAGACAGAAUGUAAGAGCACUCCGAAGUACCACACUGUGAUGUUACCUGUUUUCUAGUCAGCUUCUUUUUUUAAGGUUGCAUAAAGCUUUUAAUGUGCUCUGUUGUUGUUUUGCACUAUUUAAUUUAAUGUAAUUUAAUUUGUUAAGGGCUUCUGGAUAAAACCAUCUUCAGGAUGGAUGAGUAUUAUGUUAAUAUGCUCUGAAGUAAUGGAAACUUUAAUUAUUAAUGUAAAUAAAUCCAUUUAGUCACAAA
This is a messenger RNA of Poeciliopsis prolifica (blackstripe livebearer), 2107 nucleotides long. It is a transcript of the gene ostm1, whose product is annotated as osteoclastogenesis associated transmembrane protein 1. Lineage: Eukaryota; Metazoa; Chordata; Actinopteri; Cyprinodontiformes; Poeciliidae. Bases 63 to 1004 code for a protein of 313 amino acids. Gene Ontology annotation, cellular component: cytosol. The transcript has 6 exons. The record is from RefSeq and is a predicted model, not a curated record.